Molecule: messenger RNA, 294 nt
Organism: Eruca vesicaria subsp. sativa (arugula)
Lineage: Eukaryota; Viridiplantae; Streptophyta; Magnoliopsida; Brassicales; Brassicaceae
Source: the annotation of a GenBank genome assembly
AUGUUAGCGGUAGGAAUCGUAUCAACUGAUGAAAAUGUUUCACAAGCUCCGUCUCCGGUUGAGUAUUUUUACACUUCUCCGUCUACGUCCCCUUCGCCAGAAGUCAGUGAUGUCAAUCACGACGACGUAAGUGGAAUGGAAGAAAAAUCCUCUGGAGGUGGAAAAAAAGCUGGAAUCGCAUUUGGAUUGAUUGCAGCAGCGAGUAUGGUCAGCGUUGGAGGAUACAUGUUGAAGAAACGGCGAGAUAACAUUCGUCGAUCACGAUUUGAAUACGCAGCCGCUGAGUUUUUCUGA